GCUAUGAGGUAUAGGGUUUAGAAGGAAGAAAUGCGGGAGGAGGCGGCGGCGCUGGUCCUUGCGCUCGCCGACGCGGAGGCGGUGAAAUUCGGCGAGUUCAAGCUCAAGAGUGGCAUCAUCUCGCCAAUCUACAUCGAUCUCCGGGUGAUCGUCUCCUACCCUGAUUUGCUCCGCCAGGUCUCCGCCGCGCUCUGGUCCGCCGCCGCCGCCCCCGCCGCCCCGUUCGACCUCAUCUGCGGCGUCCCCUACACCGCGCUGCCCAUCGCGACGUGCAUCUCCCUCGCGCACAAUGUGCCAAUGGUGAUGCGCCGCAAGGAGGUCAAGGACUAUGGCACCCGCAAGGCGAUCGAGGGCUUCUUCUCCAGCGGCCAGUCGUGCCUGGUGAUCGAGGAUCUAGUGACGAGCGGCGCAUCGGUGCUCGAGACCGUGGAGCCUCUCACCGCCGCCGGGCUUAAGGUCUCGGACGUGGUGGUGUUGAUCGAUAGAGAGCAGGGUGGCGGCGACAACCUUCGCAAGCACGGAUUGAGGCUCCACUCCGCCAUCACUCUGAGCUACGCGGUGGAUGUUCUGGUGAAGCAUGGGAGAGUGAGCGAGGAGGUGGCGGCGUCCGUGAAGAGCUUUGUUCGAUCUAACAGGGCGGAGCUUCCUUCAACCCCUCCUGGAGCUUCUUCUCUUGUCGCCGCCAAGAAGCCAAAGAGGUUGGCGUAUGGAGAAAGGGCCGUGCUCGCGCAGAAUGCUGCUGGGAAGAAACUCUUGGAGCUCAUGGAGCGGAAGAAGACUAACUUGAGUGUUGCGGCGGACGUCGCGACGUCCGAGGAGCUUCUCAAGCUUGCCGACGCUGUCGGGCCCGAGAUAUGCGUGCUCAAGACGCACGUUGAUGUGCUCUCGGAUUUUAGCGAGGAGCUCACAGUCAAGCUUCGUGCGAUUGCGGAGAAGCACGAUUUUAUGAUCUUUGAAGACCGGAAGUUUGCUGAUAUCGGCAACACGGUUUGUAUGCAGUACGAGGGGGGUCCGUUUAAGAUUGUGGACUGGUCGGAUAUCACAAACGCGCACGUAGUGCCUGGCCCUGGAAUCAUUGACGGCCUCAAGCUCAAGGGACUGGCGAAGGGGCGGGGUUUGCUGCUACUGGCCGAGAUGAGCUCCAAAGGAACUCUAGCACAGGGCGAGUACACAGCAGCAGCAGAAAAAAUGGCUGCGGACAAUCCAGACUUCGUCAUGGGAUUCAUCUCCAUAAAUCCUGCUGCGUGGGCUCAAGCUGCGGAUCCCGGAUUCAUCCACAUGACUCCCGGAGUGCAGAUGAGCGCCGGGGGCGAUGAUCUUGGCCAGCAGUACAACACUCCUGAAAAUGUGAUUGCUGACCGACAGAGUGAUAUAAUCAUCGUUGGAAGAGGAAUUAUCAAGGCCAAAAAUCCUGCCUUGGCCUCUCGCGACUAUAGAAACGCUGGGUGGCAAGCGUACCUGAAAAGCAUCGCCGCUGCGUAGAAGAAAAAAGAAUAGCAGGCGAAACUUUGGUUGUAGUUGAUUUGUCCUAUGCUGCUCAAUGCAAAGAAUUUGAUCCAAGCAUA
Messenger RNA from Selaginella moellendorffii, 1565 nucleotides. RefSeq names its product uridine 5'-monophosphate synthase. Gene Ontology annotation, molecular function: orotidine-5'-phosphate decarboxylase activity; orotate phosphoribosyltransferase activity. NCBI's taxonomy places the organism in Eukaryota, Viridiplantae, Streptophyta, Lycopodiopsida, Selaginellales, Selaginellaceae. The record is from RefSeq and is a predicted model, not a curated record. The coding region runs from base 31 to 1482 and encodes 483 amino acids. The transcript has 6 exons. Gene Ontology annotation, biological process: 'de novo' UMP biosynthetic process; 'de novo' pyrimidine nucleobase biosynthetic process.